AUUUCUAAUUUUCAUUGGUUAAUAUGGCGGCACACUUUUAGUAGCAACAUACUAAAUGCGAAAAUCAAAUCAAACGAUUCAACAAAUUUGUUUUCCUUUUCAAAGUUAUCCAAAUUAUUAACAAACGCAUUAAAUACGCAAUAUUUUUUUGUUUAAAACAUCAGAUUUAUUACAAUGGCAGCGAGUAAACGUCUACAAAAGGAGUUGGGUGAUUUGAAAUCAUCAAACUUAAAGUCAUUCCGGGACAUUCAAGUGGAUGAAUCAAACAUUCUGUCAUGGACUGGUCUCAUAAUUCCGGAAAACCCCCCAUAUGCAAAGGGUGCAUUUCGUAUCGAAAUCAACUUUCCUCCUGAAUACCCAUUCAAACCGCCAAAAAUUUGUUUCAAAACCAAAAUCUAUCAUCCAAAUAUCGAUGAAAAAGGUCAAGUGUGCUUGCCCAUAAUCUCAACGGAAAAUUGGAAGCCUGCUACCAAAACAGAUCAAGUUAUUCAAGCACUGAUCGCAUUGGUUAAUGACCCAGAACCGGAACAUCCACUGCGUGGUGACUUGGCCGAAGAAUUCUUGAAGGACCACAAACGUUUUCUAAAGAAUGCAGAAGAAUAUACUCGAAAACAUGGCGAAAAACGACCCAGCGAAUAUUAAAUCAUUUUUUUUUUGUUUUAAACAAGAAAAUUUACCACCUAUCUCCCAAACAAUAACAGCGAACAAAUGCAUAGACACCAUUCUUAAGCAUAUGACGUGUCAUCAGACUUACCAUCUCCUAUCUGGAUUUACUCUCGAUCCAUGCUAUUUUUGAAAACUUAUUUGCUUCGACCAAUAGAAUUCAAUUGCGGUUGCGCACAUUACCAAACAAACAAAAGAAGAAAAAAAAUCAAUUCACUGAAAUGUUUUUCGUUUAUCGCUUGUCCUCUUGAAAUACGUUAUACUUUAAACAAUGAUGAGACGAAAUGAAUAUUUAUUACAGUUAAAUUUCAUUCAGUAUAUUGAAAUUAUUUUUAAGUAAGAUUACGAUGAAAAUUAACACAUUAUCUCUGCCGAAUAAUAAAAAAAUAAUAAUGUAAAAUAAUAACCAACGAAACAAUA
This is a messenger RNA of Contarinia nasturtii (swede midge), 1083 nucleotides long. RefSeq names its product ubiquitin-conjugating enzyme E2 L3 (gene Ubc10). NCBI's taxonomy places the organism in Eukaryota, Metazoa, Arthropoda, Insecta, Diptera, Cecidomyiidae. The transcript is spliced from 4 exons. The coding region runs from base 175 to 642 and encodes 155 amino acids. The record is from RefSeq and is a predicted model, not a curated record.